Messenger RNA from Rhipicephalus microplus (southern cattle tick), 2365 nucleotides. RefSeq names its product WD repeat-containing protein 17-like. The record is from RefSeq and is a predicted model, not a curated record. Gene Ontology annotation, molecular function: protein binding. NCBI's taxonomy places the organism in Eukaryota, Metazoa, Arthropoda, Arachnida, Ixodida, Ixodidae.
GGCCAAGAGGGUAGGCGUGUCGCGUGCAGCAGCGUAGCCAACGUGUCCUGCAAACCCCGACUCUGGAUUUACUUUCGUGUGGUUCGAGCUGCGACGUGAACUCGGCGGAUACCCCGAACCACGUCGUUGGAAGACCGGCUCCCAUGAUUCCCUUCCUGUAGCAGUUUGGAAGCGCUCGCCAAACAUGAAUGUGGGCGUACGCCAGGUUGGCCUAAUUCCUGCCGGAUGCCAGACAUGGCACGUCAACGUGGCAAGCUUCAGCGGCCAUCGUUUCGCCUACGCAGCUACCCUGGCUGUUUACAUCUACGAGAUGGACGAGUCCAAUGGCGAGUUCAAGCUGCUCGCCAUCAUGGCCGAGCACAAACGCACCGUGACGGCCAUCGACUGGCACCCAACGCGCGAGGAUUGGAUCGCGAGCGGCGGCUUGGACCCUCUGCUGUGCGUGUGGGACAUCGGCCAACGGACGCUGAUCGCGACGCUCCGUGAACCCCUGUGCCUGCCGCUGCUGCUCGCGUGGCGACCCGACGCUCUCGACACGAUCGCCUACGUGUCCGGUAGGGGCCCGCUCCACUCCUGGUCCGUGCCCGAAGGCCCCCGAGAGCCGUGGCGCGAGGCGGCGCAGUUUCAGAGUGCCAUCACUCAGAUGACUUGGCACUCUUCAGGAAAGCUGGCCCUGGGACAUCAGGAUGGCUCCCUGUCCGUCUUGCUGAGCGGUGGUUUUUGCCAGAAGCACGUGCGGCUGCUUCACGACGAGCCUCAGGACAGCGAGGACGCGGACCCACGCAGCGUGGUGGCACUGCGCUGGGACGAGCAGUCGUCGGGCUACCUUCUCGCCGGGCUCCCCAGCGGGCAACUGUUCCUGCUCGACUGGACGACGUCGGGCGAGCCGCAGGUGUUAGCCACGUACGCCUGUCCCAGCAGGGCCACCACCAUCGCCGGACUCGCCUGGGUUCCCGACGCGGCUGGCAUGUUCCUCACGGGAGAUAAGAUGUGCGGGACGCUGCGCGUGUGGAACGUCUCCCGCAACACGCCACUGGAGAACCUGCAGCUUCACGGCAGUGGUUUUCGUACGUUAUGCGUCUGCACCAGCUUCCCGGACAGGGAUCGCGCCUCGGCUGCAGUGCCUUCGGCCGAGUGUGCGCCGUCGCAACAGCCUGCGGGCAGCGGGGUUCGCCUUCCGCCGCACGUGCGAGUGUUGUGCCUUUUCUCAGACGGCGCAGUCGGUCUAUACAACAUUCGCCGACGUUCGUGGGACUUCUUGCGGGAGAUGGCCCACACCGAGACGAUAUUCGACUGCCAGUUCAAGCCUGACAACUGCAACCUUCUUGCCACUGCCGGUUUUGAUGGUACACUGAAGAUCUGGAACAUGGAAACAAUGAAAGCUGUCAUGUCUUCUCCGCCAAGAAACAGCACCAUCUAUUGCUUGUCCUGGGCUCCGUCUGGACAAGACUGCGUCGCCUUGGGAACCGCCAAGAAUGGGCUCCUCAUCUGGGACACCGUGAAGAAUGUACCGAAGAAAGCAAUCCUCGAUCAUGGAAAAGACACAGCUAUAUACUGCGUCGCGUGGAAUCAAACGGACGCUAGAUUAAUAGCUUCAGCGGGAGCAGAUUCAACCUGCAUGAUUCAUCGGACUGAUGGCAAACUUGUACAGACAUUUCACCAUCCCAAGACUGUGUAUGGAUGCGACUGGAAUCCGAACAACGAGAGCAUUUUUGCCACCGCUUGCGGGGAUAGUGUGAUCCGCAUCUACUACCUAGGCAUGGACGGCGGCGUGCCCCUGAAGACGCUGGAGGGACACGCGGAAAAGGCGUUCCGUGUCAAGUGGUCGCCCCUCAGGGACGGUGUGCUGUGCAGCACCUCCGACGACUGCACCAUCCACGUCUGGAACUACACGUGCGAUUCCGCCGUUCGAGUGCUGCGCGGCCACACAGACCUGACUCGCAGCGUUGUCUGGAGCACCGAGCUGAGCCACCUGCUACUCUCUGGCAGCUGGGACGCCACCAUUCGACUAUGGGACACGCGCGAUGGCGUCUGCAUCUGCGCGCUCUUUGACCAUGGUGCCGACAUUUACGCCCUCGCGUGUCACCCCCGAAGACCGUUCCUGGUGGCCUCUUCGUCGAGAGACUCGACAAUCCGUGUUUGGUCCAUGCUGCCCCUCGCGUCCAUGCUGUUCCUGCGCGUCUUGUGCGGCUGGGACUUGGACUGCGUCGUGGCGCCACAAGGUGAGCAGCCUCUCGGGAGGGGCAAGGAGUUACUGUGUGGCUCGGCAGCCAGGCAGCUGAAGAACUGCUACAAGUCGUCUCUAGACGAAGCUGCUCUAAGGGCCUGGAUCCGCCGGGAGUUGGCAACCUUUGGGAUCUACUAA